AUGUGGAAGAGGCGGCUGACAACUAAUGACGACAAUUACGAAAUCCUGCAUGCUCGGCCGAAGCGUUGCAUCGCGCUGCUGGGGCUUUGCAGUCGCUAUUUUGAAUUAAUUGGUUCCUCCCUUCUCCACGGGCCAUAUGCUGCAGUAGACUUGGUGGGAGGAGAGACCAUGGCUCCGCACGGUACAAGGUAUUGCGUACCUGUUGGAGGCUUGACCAGGCAAGGCCGGUGCCAUCUCAAGACAAUCACGACUCACGACUCGAAGCUCACCAGCCUUGUUCCUGGGAGCGGGAACAGGCCGCAGGCCCAUGAACCAGCAUCUCAGACUCGCGACUCACUCAUCUAUGGACCGUCCCUUUACCAGCCCAGCGUGCCUCGCUACGGACCCUGCGGCCGGCCUCCAUACCUGGACUUUGAUUUCGGAGCCGGAACACCACUAUGGGAUAUUGGCUUGAGCCAUAAACUCCUACUCAAGGGCCUCGAGGUGCCCAUCUCAGACAAGGCGGGCGCAAGCCACCUACCAUGGGACGCAGUCAGGGUACGGCUACUUGCCGUUCCUGCCUUGCGAAGAAAUUUACCUACGCCAGGCGGUCGUGUGGCUGCAACGGCGCUCGACGGAUACGGAAUGCGCUCCGUCUACGGCUCCCGUUCCACUCAUCCGUCCCAGAUGCUGUCUCUAUUCCGCACUACCUACGUACACUAUGUCUCCUGUGUACGGCACUGCGGAGUACGAAUAUCAAUUUCUGCUUGCGCAACAAAGAAAUUCGACAUCACGGAAUCUUCAAACUCUGUUCCGCCUCCACUUGCCAUCAUCAACCCGGCCCUUUACUAUUCUUCACAAGACACACGGUACAACCACAGAAACCACGAGGCAGGAUUCGCCUCGCGGAAGGCAAGAGGCAACCUAGCAGCGAGUGGCCGUUGUUCCCUUCCCGCUGGCACCACCAACAAAGCCGUCCUGCUGAUCGCCUUCGCAAUCAAUUCGUCUCCUCGCUUCGGAGCCGUCAUCGUCGUCUGCUCCUACAUGCAUGUGGUUACGAAUACCUAUACAACUUUGACCCGACUGGAGAUGCCCUCCGAUCCCCACGUACACGAGGCUCGCACAGAUUUGAUCACAUUAUUCAUACUGCUCAAACGAACAACGUCCUACUGCAUCCAGCCAACAUCGAAGCAGACACACACUCGAUGGCUUGCGGAGUACGGAGGACUCUAUGCCAACCAGCCGUUGCUCUUUCAUGCUUCUCUUGAUUGA
Molecule: messenger RNA, 1251 nt
Organism: Colletotrichum lupini
Lineage: Eukaryota; Fungi; Ascomycota; Sordariomycetes; Glomerellales; Glomerellaceae
Exons: 12
Coding region: 1-1251 (416 amino acids)
Source: RefSeq, a predicted model, not a curated record